GCACGCGCCGCCGGCCCGCCCGCGCCCGCCGCCCCGCAGCCAGCCUCCGACCGCCCUCCUCUCCCCAAGAUGUGGCACAACGUCGGGCUGACCCUGCUGGUGUUCGUGGUCACGCUGCUGAUCGUCCUGCUGCUGAUGGUGUGCGGUUGGUAUUUUGUAUGGCAUCUUUUUCUAUCGAAAUUCAAGUUUCUGCGGGAACUGGUGGGAGACACAGGAUCUCAGGAGGGAGAUCAUGAGCCAUCAGGCUCUGAAACAGAAGAAGACACUUCGUCAUCCUCACACAGGAUCAGAUCUGCUCGCCAAAGGAGGGCACCUGCUGAUGAAGGCCACUGACCCCCAGCCCUCGUCUUGUACUAGUGAAUGAUGAAAGGCAGUGAGGAGCCUCUGUCUUUAAUGACUUGGCUUUGCAUUUUUUUUUACUUGGAUUUUAAGUCCAGUUGGAAAAAAAAAAAGAUUUAUAUGUAAGCCAUAUGAAAAUAAAGGGAAUUAAAACCAAAU
This is a messenger RNA of Herpailurus yagouaroundi (jaguarundi), 498 nucleotides long. It is a transcript of the gene SMIM13, whose product is annotated as small integral membrane protein 13. NCBI's taxonomy places the organism in Eukaryota, Metazoa, Chordata, Mammalia, Carnivora, Felidae. The transcript is spliced from 2 exons. Bases 70 to 333 code for a protein of 87 amino acids. The record is from RefSeq and is a predicted model, not a curated record.